AUGUCGAAUGCUGAAUACCAGAAGUUGUUGGUUAAGAAGUACGUCGAGUCUGUUGGUAUUGAAGAGACCGGAGCAAAGAAAGGAUUCCCAACUUCUCUUGAUUUGAGAACCUCAGGAAAAGUCACCCCAGUCAGAGAUCAGGCUCAAUGCGGUUCAUGCUAUUCAUUCGGUUCACUCGCUUCUCUUGAAGGAAGACUUUUGAUGAUUAAGGGAAGUGCUAGCACUCUUGAUCUUGCUGAAGAACAAAUCGUCAGAUGCUCUGAUAACAAUGGAUGCAAUGGAGGAACUGGAUCGGUUGUCUACGAUUACAUCAAGGCCAACGGAAUUGUCCAAGAAAAGGAUUACCCAUACACUGCCACUGACGGAAGCUGCACUGUUGACACAUCAAAGAAGUACGCCACCAUUACUGGAUACAAGAAGGUGACCAAGAAGGAUAACAACGCUUUGAAAACCGCAUUGGUUGACGGUGUUGUCGAUGUCUCUAUUGAUGCUUCAUCUGUUGCUUUGCAAUUGUACAAGACCGGUGUUUAUCACGACACUAAGUGCAAGACUGGUCUUUUGGAUUUGAACCACGAAGUCGCCUCUGUCGGAUAUGGAGCCCUCAAUGGUGAAGAAUAUUGGAUCGUUAAAAACUCAUGGGGAACCUCAUGGGGAGACAAAGGGUACGUUUUGAUGGCAAUGGCUGGUAACACUUGUGGUAUUACAACUGACCCAAUUUAUCCAACUGGCGUUAAAUACCUUUAA
This is a messenger RNA of Entamoeba invadens IP1, 744 nucleotides long. RefSeq names its product cysteine proteinase 3 precursor, putative. The record is from RefSeq and is a predicted model, not a curated record. Gene Ontology annotation, molecular function: cysteine-type endopeptidase activity. The transcript has a single exon. Lineage: Eukaryota; Evosea; Mastigamoebida; Endamoebidae. Gene Ontology annotation, biological process: immune response. Gene Ontology annotation, cellular component: lysosome. Bases 1 to 744 code for a protein of 247 amino acids.